AUGAAGCACUACGGAAUGAAUCACGAUCCAUCAGUCUUUCGUCCUCCAGCCGCUAUUAUCCCACUUGGAACAGGAAAUGAUAUGUCUAGAGUCUUAAAUUGGGGUCCAUACUUCACCAACUCAGACUUAAAGAGAAUUGGAAAGAAAAUCAAUGAUAUCAGAUUUGCCAUCCAAAGCAAGAACCACGAUGUCUGGAAAGUUUCUGAGCUGCCAGAAGGUGAAACCGAGCCAAAAGUUCACAUGAUGACUAACUACUGUUCAUUUGGCACAGAUGCAAAAAUUGCACGUGAUUUUGAAGAUUAUCGAACAGAUCAUCCAGGUUGUUUCUGCUGCAGAUGCAUGUCAAAGACUAUCUAUGGUCCAAUCGCCUUCAAAUCAAUGUGUGGACAACCAAAUCUGAAAGAGUACACAGAAGCCAAAUGGUCAUUCGAAAACAACGAAUCUGACCUUAAACCGAAGUCUAAAUCCAAAGUUCUUUGCCUUCAGCAGAUUCCAAGUAUGUAUUCAGGAAUGGAUACUUGGCAUUUCCCAGAACCCCGCAGUGUAGAUGAUGGAAAGUUCGAAGUCACUGAAAUGGGCGGUUUCGGUUCCCUUUUGAAGGUUCAAUUAGGAAUGCACCCAACAAAGAAGAUUGGACAAGCAGACCACCUUGAAUUGACUACUACUGAAAGAAUGUUCUACCAGGUUGAUGGCGAAGGUUACUGCGCUGAAAAACCUGCUAAAUUUACGGUCGAAAAAUACGGAACUUAUCCUCUCUUAUAUUUUGUUUGA
This is a messenger RNA of Trichomonas vaginalis G3, 771 nucleotides long. Its product is annotated as protein kinase C-activating G-protein coupled receptor signaling pathway. NCBI's taxonomy places the organism in Eukaryota, Parabasalia, Trichomonadida, Trichomonadidae. The transcript has a single exon. Gene Ontology annotation, molecular function: ATP-dependent diacylglycerol kinase activity. The record is from RefSeq and is a predicted model, not a curated record. Bases 1 to 771 code for a protein of 256 amino acids.